AUGAAUGAUGUUCCGGUGGUGAGACUACUUCUUGAGACGAAACGAAUUUCUCCAAAAAAGAGCAUCUCGACCAACACCUUUUGUUCUAGCGUAAGGAAUUUCGCUACCGGCAUCAGCCCCAAUAGCACUGAUAUGUAUGAGAUGGGCAUCGUUUUCAUUGGCGGCCAACGCGACGUUACAUUCACGAUCACAUUUGCACCCUCACAUGAUCUCAAAAUAUCGGACCUAGAGGUUACGUCACUUGAUAGGGGAGGGAGAAUCUGGUUGCCUUUUGGUGUUCGACAUUCAUUUAUCAGUAAUGGUGCGUCAGUCAAGAUUCGCGCAGUUCACCUAUUCCGGGCAAAGCGAACCCAAGAAAAGUAUAUAUUACCCAGUGAUCUCAUAUCUCCAAUGUUUUUGCUAUGCCGCGAACCCAAUUGA
Acaulospora colombiana is the source of this 420-nucleotide messenger RNA. NCBI's taxonomy places the organism in Eukaryota, Fungi, Glomeromycota, Glomeromycetes, Diversisporales, Acaulosporaceae. The record is from the annotation of a GenBank genome assembly.